Messenger RNA from Talaromyces rugulosus, 978 nucleotides. RefSeq lists its product as uncharacterized. The record is from RefSeq and is a predicted model, not a curated record. Lineage: Eukaryota; Fungi; Ascomycota; Eurotiomycetes; Eurotiales; Trichocomaceae. The coding region runs from base 1 to 978 and encodes 325 amino acids. The transcript has 3 exons.
AUGGGACAACCACGUAUACCCCCCACCCCGACAGCAACAAGCCUUAAGGGCAAGACGGUCAUAGUCACGGGAGCAAACUCUGGUAUGGGCCGUGAAGCUGCUCGCCAAUUUCUGACUCUGAACGCUGCGAGGGUAAUCAUUACCGCACGGGAUGAUCGCAAAGGUUAUGAAGCUGUUGAUGCACUUCGUCGCGACCCGGAAGUCCUGAAGUCAAACCCCGAUGCAACAAUCGAAUUAUUUCACUUGGACCUCGACGACUACCAAUCAGGGUUGGAAUUCUGUAAGCGAGUUGAAAGAGAGGUACCGAAUUUGGAUGUCCUUGUAUGUAAUGCAGGCAUGAGCAUUAUGAAUUAUGAGUUGAGUAAGGCUGGCCAUGAGAGGAUCAUGCAAGUCAACUGCUACACCCAUUUCUUCAUCGUGCUUAAGCUCCUCCCUCUACUCCGAAAAACAGCACUAAAUCGCAACACCCCUUCUCGGGUAAGCUUCGUUGGUUCGGAAAUGCAAAAAAUGCACGGGUUUUCAAGUGUUCCUCUAUCGGCCGACGAGAACAUAUUAGAACACUUGGAUGACAAGAAGCUGUACAAAUCGAUUAAUAGGUACGGUGACAGUAAGCUAGUCAUGAACGCUUUUGUCCGUCACUUGGCUACAUUGGUCCCUGACACGGACGUCAUUAUCAACAACUUUUGCCCUGGGCUUGUGGCCACAGAGUUCGAUCGACAUGCUCCAGCGUUAAUACGAGGCGUAAUGUAUGUUUACAGAAAGUUUGCUGCCCGAACUGUUGAGGAAGGUAGUCGCACUAUUAUCUAUGCAUCUGUGGUCUCUGGACAAGAAACCCAUGGGAAGUUUCUGGCGAGCAAUUUGGUCAAUGCUGGACCUCCAUUUUGGAAAGAACAAACUAACAAACGCUUUCCCGAACGACUCUAUGGAGAUCUCUUGGCGGACUUUAUCCAUGUCGACUCCAGCCUACAGAGUGUUUGA